Maylandia zebra (zebra mbuna) is the source of this 2757-nucleotide messenger RNA. RefSeq lists its product as uncharacterized. NCBI's taxonomy places the organism in Eukaryota, Metazoa, Chordata, Actinopteri, Cichliformes, Cichlidae. Gene Ontology annotation, cellular component: nucleus. The record is from RefSeq and is a predicted model, not a curated record. Gene Ontology annotation, biological process: regulation of gene expression.
CAACAUCAAUGUUUCUAACUUUGGCUUAUUUUUAUUUCAGGAUCAUUUGAAGAAAAACAGCCAGACACACCUGAUUUCAAUCUUAAGACAUCUGGAACAUCAUCGACUGAGAUCAGUGUUGUUUUGGUGCACAGGAAAGUUUUCCUCUUCUCUAUCUUGUUGUGUUAAACCACUCAAUCCUGCAGUCACGAGUAAUGUUGCUUCUUCUUUAACUCACUUUAUGUGGGUUAAAUAUUUUAAGAAUAGUUGAUUGAUGUAGCACUUUGUAAACAUUAACUAGAUUUUAUCAGAACCUGUAAUUCCAGUUAAAAGCUCAGCAAAUAUAAAUUAAUCUUUCUUAAUGAUGAGCACAUCACAAUUUCACAACAUCCCACAUAAUUUUUACUUUCUCAUUGUGUCAUUACCGCAAUGGCUCUGCUUUUAUCAGUUUUUACACAGUGCCACGCAUGUGGGGCUGUCAAGUGGUGUUAUAUUAACGAUCCAUUCAAAACAACUCUAUUACCAGUUUGCAUUGUGUGCAGGUCGGUGUAGUAGCAAUGUGAUUUUCUAGUAUGUGUACUGAAUAAUGCUACUUUAAGGGCUGAAUGAAUUGGUGAGCUGCCUCUAUGUGAUGAAGACACUGAACUAAUAUUAAUUAAUAAAUAAUGUUUCGAUGGUUUUCAUCUUAUCUGCUUUGUCACAGAUGCUUUGUUCUUUAAUUCCUUUAACGCCCGAGCCUUUGCCUCAUGUUUGAUGACUAAAGAAUUCGCCCUAAAACGGGUGGAUUAGAUUGAAAUCUCUGAUUAUUCACUUUGAUUAUUCUUGGACACUAACAAACGCAAAAAAAGUUUCAUUACAUUUGCAAAAAUCAUAUUAUUUUUCACUUGAAUUAUGGUUUCUGUGUGUGGUAGAGUGGUGAAAUGUGUGACUCUCUAUCUCAUUGUGUCAGAGGAACAUUUAGGGAUUCUGAUUUACCUACCUGAGUGACUAAACCAGGUAGUGGAGCACUGCAGUGUAAUAGGACAGGACUGUAGAUGCUAGAGUGGAGCAAAUAUGACUUUUACAUUUAGGUAAAGGUAAUUUACCUAAGGGAUUGACUCCAAAAUAAAAUUUUUUAUUUUGAUGGAGCAUAUCGGAAGUAAAUCUGUCUGCUUGUUAUCAUUUCAUUUUGAAAUGUUUCCCGGAAGUGGCAGCGCUUAUUUUAGUGGACUUGAUUAUGCGCUCGGUUAGCAAAUGGAUCCAGAAAGUCCUCCAAAGUCCGGUUCUGUGGACAGAGCUGAGCUGGACCGACACUGUCAACCACCGGACGUUGACUUAAAGACGGAACUGGAGCCGAGAAACGAAGGUUUACCUCUGGGUGUCCAAAAAGUGGUCAUUGGUGAAAAAGAGGAGCAGGAGUGGAGCUCCAGUAUGGACCGGGAGGACCCAGACAUUAAAGACGAACAGGAGGAGGUUGUCAUCGCCCAGCUCACUUCCAGCCCUGCCCCUGUGAAGAGUGAGGAGGGUGAAGAGAAACCUGAAUCCUUACAGCUUUAUCACAGACGGACUGAGGAGGUCAGUGACUCUGUGGGAGGACCAGAGCCUGAUCCAGAUCUACAGCCUGACGGGAAAACUUCAGGCUCUUCAGACACAGACGUCAGUGAUUCUGAUGAGUGUGAGCAGAGCCGUGAACCUGCAGCGCCUCGGGCAUCAGGUGAUGCUGAUGAGAAACCAUUCAGCUGCUCUGUCUGUGGGAGAAAAUUUGGUCACAGCAGAAAUCUGAGCAGACACCUGAGAACCCACACAGGAGAGAAACCUGUCAGCUGCUCUCAGUGUGGAAAAAGAUUUGUGGACAGUGGAAACCUGCAGAGACACAUGGGGAUUCACACGGAAAAGAAACCGUUCAGCUGCUCUGAGUGUGGACGAAGCUUUAAAGACAAGACAACGCUAAUAAACCACCGGAGGACUCACACGGGGGAGAAACCAUUCAGCUGCAAGUUCUGCAGUAAAACGUUCACACACAGCGGGAAUCUGAAACAACACCUGUGCAUCCACACGGGAGAAAAACCCUACAGCUGCUCCAGGUGCAGCAAAACAUUCGGCCGCAACGCUGACCUCAAUUCUCACAUGUUGAUCCACACGGGACAAAAAGCUUUUAGCUGCUCCAAGUGUGGGAGAAGAUUUACUCACAGCCGGAGUCUCAAACAGCAUCUGAAGAGUCACGCUGAAGAGAAAGCUUUCAGCUCCUCGCUGUGUGGGGAAAGAUUUUAUAACGUCACACAUGUGAAAAAGCACAUGACGACUCACGUGAGAAAGUCAUUUAUCACAGGAAAGAACAUCAGCUGCUCCGCAGACUGAUGAAGCUCCGAAUCAACCAGGAGCUAAACGGGGUGUAGGUUUGGUCUCAUUUUAACACAGACACAAAACCGUCCACCAGCUACACCACUACCUCGUAUGACUGACUCGUUGCAUCCAUGUACCUGAGACACUUUAUCUAGGGUCCGGCUCCCUCACUUUUCUCCUAAAGAUGAAACUAAAUUGUGUUAUUUUUUCACAUCCUGAGAUAUAAUUUUUCCUCACAGUGAUGGUGAGGACAAAACUCCAUCUGAAACAGAAGUUCUCUGCGCACCACCAACAUGUUCAUGUUUUAAAUCGAUUUUCCCCACAUGGUGAGAAACCAGCUGAGGAAAAACUUUAUUAUUGGCGUCUCUGUACAAGUGAAGCUCGAGACUCUAGUGAUCAUAGUUAGCAGAAUGCUAAGCUAUUAGCCACAUACAGCAAAGAUACGUUUGUUGAUAG